UUUUUUUUUUUUUUGUUGUUGUUGUUUCGUUCGUGUCACACAACAAUGCUGGCUUUUGAUGUGGACGCGUGGCUCGAGCCGCAUGCGCUCACGCUCGGCUUUUCUGUUGACAAGCUCAAGCUCGUGAUCUGCCUGCUGGCUGCCUAUCUGAUCUCGUUCGGUCACAAGAUGCUGCCGUCCCCGACCACCAAGCAUCUGUACUCUGCGACGGCCGGCUUCCUGUUUGGCAUCUUCUGCUUUGGCUUGACGCAGAUGGCGCUGCCGCUCGCCAUGGCCAUCCCGGUCUACGCCCUCAGCUUUGUCCCCAACCCCAAGGUGCCCCUCGUCUCGUUCGUCUUCUGCCUCUUUUUCAUGUGCAUCUGCCACAUGGUGCGCCAGUACUACGACUACGGCGGCUACACUCUCGACGUCACUGGUCCGCUCAUGAUUCUCACCACCAAGCUCACCGCCUACGCCUUCACUGUUGCCGACGGCCGCCGCUUUGAAAAGUGCACUCCCGAUCAACAAAAGUACGCCACCCGCCAGGUGCCCUCGGUUCUCGAGUUUGCCGGCUUUGUCUUCUUCUACGGUGGCUUCCUCUCUGGCCCUGGUAUCGAGUUCCAGGACUACAUGCGCUUUACCAACUUGACUGUUUUCCCUAACGGCAAGAUUCCCAGCACCAUCAAGCCUGCCCUGAUGCGCUUCCUUGCUGGCAUUUUCUUCAUGGUUUCGGUUGUCCUCGCUGGCCAGUUCAUCCCCAACAUGUACAUCAAGACCGCCGAGUUCCAAAACGACCGCUCGUUCUUCUUCAAGGUCUUUUACGUCAUUACCGGAGUUGCCUCUUCGCGUCUGCCGUACUACUUUGCGUGGAUUAUGGCCGAGGGCGGUUGCGUUGCCGCUGGUCUUGGUUACAACGGCGUCGACAAGAGCGGUCAAAUCCAGUGGAACGGCGUCGCCAACGUCAACCCCAUCGCGAUCGAGACUGCCACGAGCUUCAAGGUUGUCAUUGACAACUGGAACAUUAACACCAGCAACUGGCUGCGCCGCUAUGUUUACGAGCGUCUCACCCCUGCCGGCAAGAAGGCUCCUCUUUACGUUACCGUUGCCACUUACAUGACCUCCGCCUUCUGGCAUGGAUUCUACCCUGGUUACUACCUCACCUUCGCCUGCGGCGCUCUCGUCACCGAGACUGCUCGCAACCUGCGCCGUCGUUUCCGCCCUCUCGUCAUGGAGGCAGACGGCAAGACCCCUAAGCCAACCAAGGUUGCCUACGACGCUGCUGGCUGGUUUGUCACCCAGUUCACCCUUGACUACAUUUGCGCCGCCUUUAUCAUUCUGACCAUCGAGGAUUCGCUCAACUUCUACGAGUCCAUCUACUUCUGUGGCCACAUUGGCAUUGCCCUCGCCAUGCUGUACUUCAACCAAGUUGCCAAGCAGGAGCGUGCUGCCGCCAAGCGUGCCGCUCGCGAAGCCAAGGACGGCGCUGCUCCCGUCGCUGCCCCGGCCACCACUGCCGCAUCCCCUGUCGCGGCCAGCUCCCCCGUCACGCGUUCGCGCAAGGCGGAUUGAGCACUGAGCAAGCAGAUUUUUCGUGUGUUCUGAUACCUUCUCCUUUGUUUUUUGCCCUCGCGAAUCGCUUGAUUUUGUUUUGUGUAGUCUCCUCUUUUCCCCCUGUUUCAGAGUGUUGCUAGUGGGAAACCCCCAUCACAAUACAAACAGAUGCCCCCCAAA
Capsaspora owczarzaki ATCC 30864 is the source of this 1710-nucleotide messenger RNA. RefSeq lists its product as hypothetical. The coding region runs from base 46 to 1548 and encodes 500 amino acids. The transcript is spliced from 8 exons. The record is from RefSeq and is a predicted model, not a curated record. Lineage: Eukaryota; Filasterea; Ministeriida; Capsasporidae. Gene Ontology annotation, cellular component: membrane. Gene Ontology annotation, molecular function: acyltransferase activity. Gene Ontology annotation, biological process: lipid modification.